Molecule: messenger RNA, 3430 nt
Organism: Magallana angulata
Lineage: Eukaryota; Metazoa; Mollusca; Bivalvia; Ostreida; Ostreidae
Product: E3 ubiquitin-protein ligase RNF103-like
Exons: 3
Coding region: 228-2117 (629 amino acids)
Biological process (GO): protein ubiquitination
Cellular component (GO): endoplasmic reticulum
Molecular function (GO): ubiquitin-protein transferase activity
Source: RefSeq, a predicted model, not a curated record
UGUUUACUUCCGGUAAAUUUGACAGCUUUCGCCAUCCCCCUCCUUGGCCAUUUUUGUUUUAAUUACUGAUGUCUGGUGAGCAAAACAAUCGGUGUAUUAGUAUUUAACUACUAAAUACUAUAUUCGAACCCACAGAAAGGAUGUCAUGUCUCCAUAUCCGAAGAUUAGGAAACAUAGUUGACGUGUCAUAUUUCUGUCCCCUCUUCUGAAUCUUGAAAAAAAAUAUAAUGUGGUUUAAGUUAAUUUUACUGCUGAUUUACGUAGCCGUGCUUUUUGUCUUGGCACGUGUGCUGGAGGCGGUGAGCUGGAUAGAGACGGGUGUUUUGUCACAUCGCUUGCUUGACCCUAUGACCCUAUCCGUGCUGAAGCUGAAGACACUCUUGGAGCAGAGGGGGGUCAGUUAUGAAGGAGUAGUGGAGAAACCAGAACUCAGUGAGCUUGUGGAUACCACAGGCCUGGUGACGGAGGGGGAGGUGAUUGAUGCUGGAUCGGAGGAAUCCUGUACCGCCACCAACUUCACAGGUGGGUCCCACUUCCUGGAGCAGGUGGAGGAUGCCAAGGACAGUGUUUGGCUGGUCAGAGUCAUUGCUAAGCAGUGGAAUUUCCAGCCUCCUUCUGAAAGAACAUGGACGUCUGUUAUCAACAAGGUCACAAAGUUUGGGGUUAGAGUCGGCAAUUUUCACUGCAAGACUGAUUACAGGUUCUGCCAUAUGAAAAACUGGGACUCCACUCGCUUGAUCCUUGGCUUACCCCAGAAGUUCCAGUCCAAGUCACAAGUCCAGCUCUACACUUACAGCGGCAACCACCGCCUGGCCAGCAUCAGUCAUUGGAUCAAAGACACCGUGAACAGGAAGGUCCUGGUCAUCUCCGACCCUGGCGAACUCAACAGGAACUGGAUCUCCUACACACAGGCAGAGGACCCCGAAAUUCGAAUCAUCAUGGUCUCCAAACAUUCACAAGUUCCGCUGUUUUACUCUGCACUGAGUGUACGCUUUCCUGGAAGAAUUCGUUUUGGAGUGACUUCCAAAGAAGUUUUGAUAAGAAGUAAUGCUUGGAAGAUACUUCGGGAAAAGAAAAAUUUGACAUACUUUAUUAUCACAAAAGAGAAAAUUUUUCAAUAUGGAAUGAGACCGUCUGAAUCCAUCACCUUUCAAUCCAUGGAGACAUAUUUAAAAUGUUUAUAUCCGAGUCUUAAUGAUGUAUUUAUAUUGACACUUUUUAUCUGUAAUAGUCUUACUAUUUUUGAAAUCUGUUUAAUUCAAGGUUCAUUUGUUAAGAGAAUUGUAAUGUUACUAUACUGUGCUAUUAAGUACAAUAUUGUAUUGAUUCUCCUUUGGAUGGGGCUUUUAACACUUUUCCAAAUUCCAUUUAUAGCUAAUCUUGUUCCCUACGGCCUUAGGUUGAUUCGUUUGUUUGGUAGUACUGAUACCAUGACGUUCAUUAGGGCUGAUGUUAAGUUUUAUUGUCAGCAUUUGUUACUGGUCGAGUUAUCCUUGGGCCUGUAUUUACUAUUCCUUGGGCUGUGGUUCUAUAAAGAGAGAUCUGAGGAAGAGGCUGACCAGGAAUGGAAUUUCGCACAGUUUCGUACUUUAGAGCAUCUCUUCUACCCUCUACAUCCGCGGAGCCUGAGUCACCUGGAUCGUAAUGCGUUCCUGGAGUGGAACCAACAGGAGAUUCCGUCGCUGUGGAUGGCCGCUCACAUGUCUUCUGAUUACAUUAAACUGCUGCCCACCUGGUCAUACAUUAUCAGGGACCAGAGUACAGAAUGUGCUGGAUCCAAUACACAGCCCGCAUACAGUACAACUAAUAACAGAACCGAGCAAGAUCAUCCCCCGAUACAAUCUGAUAACGUCACACCCUCUCAGUCUUACAUUACUACAGAGAGAUGUCCCCCGGCCCAGACGCGCCCUCUGUGUGUGUGGGACUAUGUGGAGUGUAGCCAGUGUGUGAUAUGUCUGGAGGACUACGAGGAAGGUGUCUUACUGUGUGGGCUUCCAUGUAAGCACAGCUUUCACCAGCGCUGUAUCGUGGUCUGGUUACAGAGAGACAACCAUUACUGUCCGGUGUGUCGAUGGCCCUCCAACAAGGCAAUGCCGGUUCAUGUUCACUCGGAGUAGAUCCUGGGACCAAACGAUGCUUGCAGUUGUUUAAUAUACAUUGUAACUCUAGUUUAUAUAUAUAUUUUGACAAAACCGAAGUCGAAUAUUAAAUCCUCCUUAUGUAUAGAACAAUCAAUCUCAGUUUAGCCUUUACUCUGGAAAGAUUGAAUGACCAAACAUAAGAAACAUCUCUUGGUUGAAUAUUAUUUAACAGAAAAUUGCUACUUGUAUUGGGUUGAUCUCUUUAAAAGUUAUAAUCAUAUUUUCUCAGUUAUAAACACUGACAUCUGGAUUUCUAAAUAUAUUUUAAUACUAUAUUUAUAUAUUGUUUUGAGCAGUUUUGACUUAUGCUGCUAGCAACAUACAUUGUAUGAUUUUCAUAACCAGGAAAUAGAAUCGUACAUCACAAAUAUUGCAACAAAGGGAGUUAAAUCCAGGUUAGAUAAAUGAUAUCGGGAUGGAGUCGGGGAAUGGGGUUAUUACAUUGUUUUGAUCUUGAACCAUCUUAUUUUUAGCACUUUACAGUAAUAUUAUGUUUACAUUUUUUGUUGACAGAAUUUAAAUGUUUUAUUUAAUUGUUUUGAUUUGGUUUGAUUUUGAAUUCAGUGUAAAGUUUAAGGGCAUAUUCCGUGACCAGUACUAGAGUGCGACUCAGGAUUGCCUCAAUCUCCAGUUAUUGUUCUCUUUUAUUCCUGUUUUUAUUUAUUUUGUUUUUUUAACUGUUAGAAAAUAUUUAUGAUAUUUAGUAAUGCCUUCUCUAGGUUUUGCAUAAGUUUCAUAUAUAGAACUGUAUGUUUUUAGUAACUUUAACAGUGAAUUUAAUAUCCAAACAAUGGGAGAAAGUUGAAGAUGUUCUGAACCAGUAUAUACCUAUGUUUUACACAUCUUAUUCAAAAGUUGUUUUUUUUUUAAUGUUGCGUCUUCAUUUUAUUUAUAUCACCAAAAAUCCACAUAUUAAAGAAAAAAAAUCUCAUAUUUUAAGCUUAUCAACACCAGUUUAUUAAGACUGAUUAAAGUUUAUUAGCCAAAGAAAAUGAUGUUGGGAAGGGGGAUUAUUUUUGCUUUUGUUUUUUUUACUAAUUUGUUACAUCAGAUUGUCCUCCUGCUAAUUGAUGUUUGAAUUCACCGGAUCAGGGGAUUAUUCUACAGUAUUUACAAUAUGGUUGUACCUUGUUUUAUGGCUGAUUUUGUUGACAAAUUUAAUCAAAUGAAUACAAAAAUAAAAAAAAAAGUAACAUCACUAAACAAGUAUUUAUUUUUUUUAUAAAAAAGAAACAUUCUGAAGAAUCACAUCUCUCUCUCUCUCUCUCUCUCUCUCUCUCUCUCUCUCU